AUGGUCUCGAGACCGUUGCCUCCUGCCAUCGCUUACAAGGUCGAGGAUGAGAAAGACCUCACUCUGAGGGUCAACAAAUCCAACUUUUGGGACUACAUGGAAAGCCUGCUGGAGGUCCCUGGGGGAGAAUGCGAUGAGAUGUCGGUCAACUCAGCGCUGGUAAAGUAUGUUAAACACGCGGCUGAUAAUUAUCACUCGUGUGUGCACUCAGAACGGGGUUUGUACCGGCUAGGACUCACUUUCACAGAGUCGCUUAUGUUCCGGAGCAACCAGGGAUUUUCGAUCAGCAAACUGCUAUCGUUGCUGAGUGUGGACAUGCUAGAGUAUAACUUGAAGUUUAUUGUCAGCUACAUCAUGCUGUGCGCUGCGAAAGGCGACUCAUCGGUUCUGGAACUGCUGUUGAAAUUCCAGGGCUUCACAGUCAUAUACAACAACUUGUACAACACAUUUGCAUACCUCAACCAAUAUGGGGAGGAUAAAGUUAUGAAUUCUAAGAGUGAUGCUAGUUCAGGCGCAUCAGACAUUGAGUGGGAUAUCAUUCACAAUUUGCAGCAAGUUUCGACUAUACUCAUGGACAUUCUUUUCCAGGUGUUCAAAUAUUCCAAGUGUGACAUCUCCAACAUCACCCUGGUGGACGAUUUCUUUGUCUACUACUUGAUGAGCACGAUACAAGCCGAGACCACGGACGAUAACUUCAACAAUGCAAAAUUCAAACUUUUGUUAGCUCUAAACGAACAGUACAUGAUAUUUUCCUAUCAAUAUGAGCUUGAAAACCGCGUUUACAACUACCUGGCUGACCACUCGGUAUCCAAAAACUUUGUAGAACUUCUGCUUCUGAAGUUCAAUCGCGCAACUAACCGAUCGCUACAAAUUAUGCUUUGCAAAAUGAUAUAUCUGAUACUAACGGUUGAUAAAAACUCAGCAGAGGAUUUCUUCUAUCAAAACGACCUACACGUUAUCGUAGACGUUUUGAUUCGCGAGCUAACCAAUAUUCCCGAGGACGAAGAGCUUAUCCGAAACACCUUCCUCAGAGUACUAUUGCCCUUGUUGAGCAAUACCGAGUUGGCGAAAACCAAAUACCGUAGAUCGGAUUUGGCUGGCGUACUGGAAUAUUUGUCGUCACUCGAUAACAUAUGCUCAUCCGUGGUGCAACCUGUGCAGAAAACGACGGUGCGACUAGCGCAGAAAUGUUUGCAGCAAGUAGAAUGGCUAAGACCCAAUGACAUAAAUGACCCUGAUGAUUUGGCUCGAGUUAAUAGCGAGGAUUCCAGGCAAUCCAGUGUUAGUAUAAACUCAGUGUGUUCAAGCCGUGUUUGGCCACCUCGCUUUUACCAGAAUUCGAACGCUUCCUUAUCCGCAGAAUCCAUAACGAAGCGUUCACAGCCACCACCACCUCCUCCAGCCAGAAAGCUCCCAUCACGCCAAGGAAGCGGUCAGAAGGUAGCACAGUUUCAAUUCAAAUGA
Lachancea meyersii CBS 8951 is the source of this 1464-nucleotide messenger RNA. The record is from the annotation of a GenBank genome assembly. NCBI's taxonomy places the organism in Eukaryota, Fungi, Ascomycota, Saccharomycetes, Saccharomycetales, Saccharomycetaceae.